AUGAGAUGUGAAUGGGAGGGAUGCCAGGAGGAGAUUGGGGACAACGUGAGAGGCCACCUGCUUUCCCACAUAGAAAAAGAUGAGGAGGCCAGGUGCCUGUGGAAGGACUGCGCGAGGUAUGGAGAGGCCCAGGCCAGCAAGCAUGCUCUGCUUGCCCAUGCACGGAGACAUACUGGAGAGCGACCCUUUGAAUGCCACCUGUGCGGAAAGGACUACACACGUAGUGACCCCCUCAAGAAGCACCUACUCCGCCACGAGGCUGUUGACAGCAAGAACGAGAAUCUAAUAAGGAAAAUUGAAUAUCUGGGACAGCUUCUUGCGGAAUACCGCAGAGAAAGUCUGAGGAUCAUGAAUGACAUCGAGUCCAUAAGAUACAACAUCCAGGCCAUGAGCAGAAAAAUAGCUUAUGAGACCAAAGGAAAUAAAUCUUCCCUAUAA
Messenger RNA from Encephalitozoon cuniculi GB-M1, 438 nucleotides. RefSeq lists its product as uncharacterized. Lineage: Eukaryota; Fungi; Microsporidia; Unikaryonidae. The coding region runs from base 1 to 438 and encodes 145 amino acids. Gene Ontology annotation, cellular component: nucleus. Gene Ontology annotation, molecular function: RNA polymerase II cis-regulatory region sequence-specific DNA binding; DNA-binding transcription factor activity, RNA polymerase II-specific. The record is from RefSeq and is marked provisional. Gene Ontology annotation, biological process: regulation of transcription by RNA polymerase II. The transcript has a single exon.